Molecule: messenger RNA, 920 nt
Organism: Papilio machaon (common yellow swallowtail)
Lineage: Eukaryota; Metazoa; Arthropoda; Insecta; Lepidoptera; Papilionidae
Product: 15-hydroxyprostaglandin dehydrogenase [NAD(+)]
Exons: 5
Coding region: 52-873 (273 amino acids)
Cellular component (GO): cytoplasm
Molecular function (GO): oxidoreductase activity, acting on the CH-OH group of donors, NAD or NADP as acceptor
Source: RefSeq, a predicted model, not a curated record
UUGAUUUACAAGUAAUUUGAGACGAGAAGGUCUACGAUUAACAGAACCAAGAUGGCCGCUAAGUGGGAACCGAAAAACAAAAAUAUUUUAAUCACUGGUGCCGCUUCAGGUCUAGGUGCCGCGUAUGCUGAAGCUUUAUUGAAAGAAGGCGCACAGAAUAUUGCUGUGUUGGAUAUUGAUGUAAAGACCGGAGAGGAUUUCGUCUCAAAAUUAAACGAAACAUACAACAAUAAAGCUAUCUUUAUAAAAUGUGAUGUUAGCAAGGAAGAAGACAUAAAGAACAGUUUUAACAUCGUUCUUAAUAAAUUUAAAAGAAUAGAUCUUUUGAUAAACAACGCAGGAAUUAUGAGUGACAUUGAGUCUAUGUGGAGAUUGGCUUGCGAUGUUAACUGGCAAGGACUAGUGUCUUUUACAAUGAAAGCAGUGAGGCACAUGAGGAAAGAUGAAGGCGGUGAAGGAGGUACCAUAGUAAACAUAUCCUCUACUGCUGGAUUAUGUAAAUAUACCUUCUUGCCAAUCUACGGCGGAAGCAAAGGUGCCGUGCUGCAUUUCAGCCAAAGUCUAGCGAGGGGACCAUUCUACGACAAUACAGGUAUAAGAGUGAUAACUUUAUGUCCGGGGCCCACCGCUACUAAGCUGAUGCAAGGUCUCGACAACAGAAUUGUUGAAACCAGUAGCAUGAACCAAAUUAAAUCGUUGAGCGAUGUUCAAAAAAUACAAAGUAUUCCGUCUGCUGUGGCUGCUAUGAUGAAAUUACUAAAGGAAGGCGACAAUGGGUCAGUCUGGCUGUCUGCUAACGACAAGCCAGUCGUGGAAUUGACGGAAAAAAUAAACAAACACUUGGAUGAAUUGGAAAAGUUAACACUGGCUUAACUUUCUUAUAAUAAUUGCUAAAAUCUUCUUAAAUUCUUGUUCCAUAU